AACCAUUUCGAUGUUUCACUGAAAAAAUUGUGUGUGCUGGGUGCCUAGAAUCCUAUUUGAACGUUGUUCGAUGAUUUUUAGUCCGGAAUUGUUAUUCAAAUCCUGGGAUUCAGGACGAUGGACUACAGAGCGAUGAAUGAAUCCUGCCAAUGUCCACGGUGUCGGUAUGAACUUCGUUUGUCCAAUCAGCCGAUGCCCUGCCAUGAGCAAUGUUUCCCGGAGAAAUAUCUGAUGUGUGGUUCGGAUCCACGUCCUCGCUGGCAGAACAGACCAGAUCCUCGGGAAGUUUUUCAGAAUUUUUCCCAAAGAAAUCCUCAAAUACUUUCUCAGGAAUCUGCUCAGAGUUGGAGUUUCCAGCAUCCUCCAAACUGUUUCUGUGGGCACCAAACUCCAAUUCGAGCUCUGCCAGACCAUUCUCAGCAAUUUUCACAAGAAUAUUCUCAGCAGUGUUCGCAACAAUCUCCUUGUGUUUCUCGUUGUGGCCAUCAAAAUCGACAGAACUGCUUUCAGCCGCCUUGUCCAAACUGGACCAGACCAUGUUGUUGCAUAACCCACGAAGUCGGCGUUCAAACGGACGAGGCGGACGAGUGCGAGAUCAGCGAGCCCGAGAUCAUCGAGCCCGAGUAUAUAGCGAUCACCGACAUUACCACAAAGGAGAUGAAGGUAAAGCAUCGCACCGGAAAGACGGAGACGAUCAUCGAAAAGGUUCAGUCGGUCACCCGGUUUCCCGUGACGGAAACUCAGCGCCUUGGGGAAAUCGAUAACGAAACAAAGUUCGUCCGUGACAAGGCCGAAGAAGAGGAUGCAAUUCCUCAUCGACCCAUGAGGCAUUCCGAGCUGGAGCCCUUGCUGGAGUCGAUGAGGGCGGAGGUGCCAAGAACUGAAUCUAAAGAUGCAAAGGAGGAGCUCGUCUACCAGGAAUAUGAGAAGACGGAGCGCGAUUUUGAUGACCCUGAAGCCAAGGUAGAAAAGAUAAUCAUCAAUGUCAAAAUUCCGGACUUGCCCGAAGCAAAAGCAUCGAACUCCAGCCAGCCCAAUGGUAUACCACCUCCUUCCCAACUGCCCAGUACACCACCUCCUUCCCGACAGCCCAGUGGUAUACCACCUCCUUCGCAACUGCCCAGUACACCACCUCCUUCCCGACAGCCCAGUGAUAUAGCACCUCCUUCCCGACUGCCUAAUAGUAUAACCCCUCCUUCCCAACUGCCCAACAAGGAUACAUCCCAGCCAUCAAUACCAGGAGACAUUUCCUCAAUUUCGGUGGAAGAUCCAUCACUUGUCAAGAAUGAUGUUACAAGUGAUAGCAGUUCGAAAGAUCUCGUUGUAUACGACCAGAAGGAAUUAGUAGAGACGGAGAUGAAAGAAGGACAUUCCGAAUCUGACAUCGUGAGUACCGUGCAUGUAAAGGUCACUAACAGAAAGGAGGCAUCCAUGAGGCGUCAUCAUGACGGGGAGCCCAAUAAAACAGCGUUCUUCGAGAGUAGCGUGUCCCAGGUGCUAAUAAAGAAGGCUGAGAAGAAAUUGGAAGAAAAAAAACCGAAGCGCCCGCCACCCAAAGUGGAAGUCAAGCUAGGCUAUCCACCAAACGACUUGGUCUGCCGAUACGCCAAUCCUCCGCGAUGCAGACCUAAGCGCGUUAGCUGCAGAUGUCCUUGUCCGCCCUCCAUCUCCUGCAACCAGUGUCCUUCCUGUCCCCGCAGCACAUCCCAAUGCGAUCCCAUCUACGGCUUCGGCGGCAUGUGUGUCGGAUACUAUUGUCUUUAAAACCAUUCCCAAUACUACAAGUGUCCAACUAACUAAAACAGUUUCCAAUAGUGCAAGUGUCCAACUAAAUCGCAUUACCAACAAUAAAGUGUUCCAAAAAUCAUGAUACAUAAA
Molecule: messenger RNA, 1878 nt
Organism: Drosophila sechellia
Lineage: Eukaryota; Metazoa; Arthropoda; Insecta; Diptera; Drosophilidae
Product: protein PRRC2C
Exons: 2
Coding region: 118-1764 (548 amino acids)
Source: RefSeq, a predicted model, not a curated record